Messenger RNA from Cyprinus carpio (common carp), 830 nucleotides. It is a transcript of the gene lpp, whose product is annotated as lipoma-preferred partner homolog. The record is from RefSeq and is a predicted model, not a curated record. Gene Ontology annotation, cellular component: focal adhesion; stress fiber. The transcript has 4 exons. Gene Ontology annotation, biological process: cell-cell adhesion. Lineage: Eukaryota; Metazoa; Chordata; Actinopteri; Cypriniformes; Cyprinidae. Bases 48 to 806 code for a protein of 252 amino acids.
GCAGACAGACUCACGUCUCCAUCAGGCUUCCCACCCUCCCCCACGCAAUGGAUGAGGCCUCCCUCGGCUUUCAGAUAAAAGGUCCUGAGAAAACUCUAGAAGAGAGACGUUCUAGUCUGGAUGCUGAGAUCGACUCUCUGACCAGCAUCCUGGUCGACCUAGAGAACAGCUCACCAUACAAACCGCGCACGCCGCAGAAUUCUGCUAGCCCAGCUGCGACAGGCUCCAACGCUCCUGUUACAGGUUAUCGGCGCAUGGUCAUCCCACCUCAACCCCCUCUAACCGCCACUAAGAAGUCCACCCCAAAACCACAGACCCCUCCAACCGUCCCUUCUCCGGCUUCGUCAUCUCCACGGCCCCAAUACCAGCCUGCUCCCCAGCCUGUCCCAGCAUCCUACACCACCGCCUCUACUCCUAGCCAGCCCACCUUCAAUGUUCAGGUCAGGGCCGCCCAGCCUGGGCCCCAGCAGCAGCCGGUCCGCGGGCCAGCCCAGGUACAGUACAUGCCGGCUCAACCCAGAGGCCCUGAUUUUGCAUACGGGCCUCCGCAGCCAGGAUUCUGCCCUGCUCCGUCUGGAGGCUACCAGGACCAACACUAUGGUGGAGCUCCUGCUUAUGGAGGUCAUAACACAUGGAGAGCUGAGCCUAGUCACCAUGCUGCUCCUCCACCCAGCCACGGGUACCAGCCCGCUCCCCCGAAAAAAACCUACAUCACUGAUCCUCCUGCCAGCCUGACACCCUUCGGCGGUGGGACUUCUGCUCCUCAUAAGGGUCGUCCCGCGGAGGAGACUGGACCGCCUGACUAAAGUGAAGAAUGCUGUUCGACAUGG